Molecule: messenger RNA, 12635 nt
Organism: Xyrichtys novacula (pearly razorfish)
Lineage: Eukaryota; Metazoa; Chordata; Actinopteri; Labriformes; Labridae
Source: the annotation of a GenBank genome assembly
CGCGUUUGCGACACUUCUGGCUGCUGUACGGCUUGAGCCGUGUUCCGGGGCAACGUGGAGUUGUUUAGUAUUUGAGACAGCCUUGCUUGCGUUAAACGGCUGAUGUAAUUCCUCAAACUACCAUUAACUUUCUGGAAAUUGAGCGUUUUGCUUUAAGAAGAAAAUGGGGAAACCAAAGAAAAAGAGUAAGAGUUUGACAUGAGUUUGAAAUACUAGAAAUUUUGAUAGAAACUGCUCAGCUGAUGUAGCAUGUUGCUAAUGCUAACCACUUCGUAACCUGUAAUAUGGUGAUAGUAAUAACAGUGUAAAUACACGAUUUCAUCUUUAAAAACAUGGAAUAUAAUCACGAUGCUGAAUUUGAUUUUACUUGAUUUCAAUCCGGUUGAUUAAAUGAGGAUUUAGUAAACCAGGUCCUGGUACUGAACCAUUUCAUGAAGACUUCUACAGACAUUUUAUAACACAUUAUAAGUAUUGUUUGGCCUUUAAUAUGUGUAAAGAUAUGAAAGGGAAUUUUUUAAAGAUCUGACAAGUCUAGGUGUUGUGGUUUUGGUUUAGGUGUAAUGUGGUGCAGAGGUGGAAAAAAACAGUGAAAUGUCCCUUUAUUGUAUUUUAACGAGUAGAGUUUGGAGAUUAAAGAGUUUGGCUGUGUAUUGAACAGUCUUUAGAUGGCUUGAGAUGAUGUUGUCCACAUAUGUUAAGUAGAAGUGUAGUGGUUUUGGAUUAGGACCUGGUGUAAUGUGGUCCAGAGGUGGAAAAUAAAGCAGUGAAAUGUCCCUUUAUUGUAUUUUAAAAAGUAGAAUAAAGGCUUAAGUAGUUUAGAUCUGUAUUGAACAAUGGGAUGGUGUUGUCUUGAUAUUACAGAUCUAGGUGUAGUGGUUUUGGAUCAUCAGGAUGGUCCCUCUUUAACAGCUGUGAACCAGAAUCCAACUUUUGCAAAUUCAUGUUUCUUGUGCAAAACUUUCUGAAUUCUUUAUUUCAAAAGUUACUUAAAAAAACGGGAAUAAACAUGUAUUUUUAAAAAGAAAUUGCUUCUUUCCAGGUGAUCUGAGCCGGGCUGAGCUCAUGAUGAUGACCAUCGCUGAUGUUAUCAAGCAGCUGGUUGAUGCCCAUGAAGAAGGCAAAGACAUCAAUCUCAACAAGUAAGACAGUUCUGUCGUAGAGGGUCUCUCCUCCUACAGAGUACUAGUCUGGACGUCUUCAUUACUCAUGAUCCUUUUUGUCUUUAAAGAGUGAAAACCAAGACUUCAGCUAAAUACGGACUUGAAGCCCAGCCACGAUUGGUGGACAUCAUUGCUGCUGUUCCUCCAAAGUAUCGUCGGGCUUUGGUGCCAAAGCUGAAGGCCAAACCCAUCCGCACUGCCAGCGGGGUAUGUAAUCCUUAAGGUUACCAUUUCCUACUGUGUCUCUGAGGAUUAAGAAAGUGUUGAAAUACUGAAUGCAUCUGUUUUGACCUCAGAUUGCAGUUGUGGCUGUGAUGUGCAAACCCCAUCGAUGUCCACACAUCAGCUUUACAGGCAACAUCUGUGUGUAAGUGCAGUUUAGAUGAUAUUUCUAUAAGUACUGUUUAUGGAUAUUAUUACUAAACUGUAUGAUGGAGUUACUUAUUUCAUUCAAGUAUUUUUAGAGUAUAAAUACAUGACGGACAGUAAACGAAAAUGUCGUAUUUGUUGCUGUUAUGAUGAUGUUUUACAGUUUCUAUAACCCUCUCAUAAACUUCCAUUAUGGCAGUUAUUGUCCUGGAGGCCCAGACUCAGACUUUGAGUACUCCACACAGUCCUACACUGGCUAUGAGGUUAGUUUUUUUUUGUUCAGUUCGAUGUUUCUCAAACAGUUUGCAGGGUUCCUACACAAGUAUGGAAAGUAAAGAAAAGUAUGGAAGUAAUUUGAUCAAUUUCCAGGUCUUAAAAAGUAUGGUAAACGAAAAAUAAAGUAUGGAAAAACAUUUGGGUUUCCAGACUAUUACCACAGUAAAAAAAUAUACUGUUUUCUAAAAUAGGAAAGUAGGUUUAUACAAAGAUAAUACUUAAAAGUAGGGUAUGGAAAAGUAUGGAAAUUCCAACUGUGUAGGAACCCUGAGUUUGUGUAAUUUCAUUUUGAUUUUGUUUAACGCCUGUUUGGUUGUUGAUUCCCUUUUUUUCCUAUCAUGGUCAUAAUCAGUCUUUGUCCCCUCCACCGUCUGAUAGCCAACAUCCAUGAGAGCGAUCCGAGCUCGCUAUGACCCCUACCUUCAGACCAGACACCGCGUGGAGCAGGUCAGUGCGCACAUCAAAAGAAAACUAAUUACAUUUCUGUGUUUGAUGCGUCUGCUCUGCCUCUGCGCUUCUUUUAUAUGAUGUUUCUGCUGCAAAAUAUCCCCACAGAGUGUCCUCUGUGUAAAGAUUAAUUGUUGAAUAAAAGUGAAGAUCAUAGCGAAGGAAACAUAGUUGAUAUACAGAAGUGACCCCACCUAACGCAGUGUAAUCAUGUCUGGUCUGAACUUGAUUGUUUCCACGACAAACGUCUUGUGAUUUCUGUGCAGCUGAAGCAGCUGGGUCACAGCGUGGACAAGGUGGAGUUCAUCGUGAUGGGCGGGACCUUCAUGGCUCUCGCUGAGGAGUACAGAGAUUACUUCAUCAGGAACCUACAUGACGCUCUGUCAGGACACACGUCCAACAACGUGGCAGAGGCCGUCAGGUAAACCUCAACCACGCUUCGUCCUCAUUUACAGACGUGUCACAGACACCGUGCUGAACAAUACAACCUCCAAAUCUUAAAAGAAUCAUAAAUGUUGAGAUCUUUAAUGAUAGUGUCCACUAGAGGGAGCUCUUCUACCAUUUUGAACUAUUUCACUGUUGCUGUUAAUUAUUUGCUCUAUAUCCCAAUUAUUGACACCAACAGAAGUCAUGGUCUCCAUCCAUGCUGUAACCUUCACCAAUAAGAAAAAUAAAAUAUAGAUUAUUGUGAGCUGAUCUUAAUACCUGCAGAAACAUCAAAGUACAGGUUUAAAAAUCAUGUAAUUAAAAAUUUUUAGUGUAUUAUUUUUUCUUAAGCUGUCAUGAGCUCUCCCCUGAGUUAUCAAUAACAUACUGUGCAAAAACUGCAUAUUUUGCAUUUGCAUUCAUUGAACCCACCCUUAGUACUUCUCCCCAUCUUGUAGUAUCUCCACAAAUAUAUAACUGUUUACGAGGAAACCCUCUGCUGCUUAAUUCUGACUCUUCCUCGCCGGCUGAGCUGAGUUGUGCCAUCUCUGAACAUCCUCAUAAAACGAAAGUGGAGCGUGUGUUUAGAAGAUGACGUGAAGAAGAUUCAGAGUCCGUGUGGAAAUACCCAGAGACCCAAGUGCCGCCUGUUCCCGAAAGCUGAGGCAGUUUGUUUGUCACUACGGCCUAUUUAAUUUCCUAAAGUCUGAUAAGACCAGAGAGGCAGUUUGUCUAAAAGUGUGUGUCUCUUCCACUUUGUGUGUUAGUGUGCGAGUUUGCUUGAACUUGCCGCGCCGUUAUCAGCUCUCUUGGUUAAGAUGCUUUGAUUGGGUUACGGCCGUGGCUCGGUUUGCAAAGCAGGAUGCUCUUGGUUUGGGUAGAGAGAGACAGUCCUUAUCUCUACCUGUGUGUGUGUGUGUCUGUGUCUGUGUCAUGCUUGUUUUGGAAAGAGUGUGCACGUCUGACGCUUGUGUCUCUGUCUCUCAUGCUCAACCUCCCUCUGAUCCGAUCACUCUGAUGAGAUCGCUGCAGAUAAUCGCCCGAGAUAAUGGACUUUUUAUUGAUUCAUCUCAUUCAAUCUGAUCAUCGUUUGGAGCAUAAACUUCUAUAAUUGGUGUAAAUCAGCCGGCAGACUGUAAAAGAUGGACAUUUAUUGCCAGCAGAUAAAGAAUCAUAUUAGCUGGCACAUGUGGGGGGUUGGGAGGGGAGCAAAUGGUCAUGGAGGCAGCUGGGAGCGUGCGUGUGCAGCUUUUUCGGUUUCGGUUUGGAGGGAGCGGUGACGUCAGAAUCAGGCGUGAUGUCGAGGAAUUUCAGGGUCAGGAUUUAGAGGGUUUUACUGAAACUGGUUCAUGUUGCGGUUGUGACAUUGUUGAAGGACAGGAGGUGGGAAAGACAUUUUAAAAGCUAAGGGGACGACUUUAAGGCAGCUCCUGAAUCCAUGAAAUGUGACGAUUUUUCCUUCUUUUCCAAUAAAUAUGUAUUUCAGUUUAAAUUAUAAUUAUUUAGGUUUUUAACGAUGGGGUAAACACUCAUUAAUGUCUCAUUUAACAGCUCUCACAUGUCACUCUCUUCACCACCAUCACUUUCUCUAAUGCUUUAGUUGUAUCCUAAUAUAGGGUCGGUGUUAACUGUCUGGAUAAUGAUCCAUGCAGACUCACAGCAUGUGAAUUGAUGUUGCUCAAUGAGCCCAGUACAUACAGUAAUUGAGCGUUAAAAAACAAAACAAAACUCUGACUGUGUCAAAGUGGGAAUAUUAAAAGAAGGUGUUUUAUUAUUAAAUGAAAAAAUAUCUGGUGUUGUUCUCCUGCAGGUACUCUGAGCGCAGUAACACCAAAUGUGUCGGUAUAACCAUCGAGACGCGGCCUGACUACUGCCUGAAGAGACACCUCAGCGACAUGCUGGGCUACGGCUGCACCCGACUGGAGAUCGGAGUUCAGAGUGUGUAUGAAGAUGUGGCCCGAGACACCAACAGGUUAGUAGGUAAAAGGUGGAUUAAUCUGUGGGUGUACAUUUAGAAUGCAGCUCAUCUGAAGAUGUGUGAUUUAUGUGUGUGUAUGUUUGCUCCAGAGGUCACACAGUACGAGCCGUGUGUGAGUCUUUCCACCUUUCGAAGGACGCCGGAUUCAAAGUCGUCGCUCACAUGAUGCCGGAUCUGCCUAACGUUGGCAUGGAGAGGGAUGUGGAGCAAUUUAUAGUAAGCACUAAGAAUUUAUUUUAAUUAUUUAACAUCCUUUAAACUAUUGUACCUUCAGAUUUACAGAAGAGAAUGACUGACUAGCUUACAAUCAAUGCACAGUUAUGAUUUUUAUAAGACUGCCUCAAUGAGUGAGUGACGUUUUUUAAAUUUCAGGGGACGUCUUUCCCCUUUUUAAAAUAGUGAUUCAGUCUUUGUAAAUACAGACAAGACAAGUAAGACAGGUGUGACUAGAGUAAAGGUUCAGCAAUAAUCCAAUGAAUAUUAAUUUAACUCUCUCUACUGUAAAAGAACCCACCUGUCAUCCAAAUUAAAAGUAUUGCAAAUCUAAAAUCACAAAAAUCUAAAAUCAGGGAGGAAAAGACUUAACAAACAAUACUUAAAGAGAAAUUUGAAAAAAAAAAAAAUUCAUUCAGAUAUCGAUUUAACAAAAAUAUCAUCUGCAAAAUAAAUUGAAAAAAAAAAAAAUUUCUUUAGAUACUAAAUGUAAGUCAUUAAUAUACAUAAGGAAUAAAAGAGGACCAAGUAUGGAGCCCUGUCGCACACCACAUUGAAUUUGGCUGUUAUUCAAGUUUGCUGCAAAAAAAAAAGUAAUUUUUAAACCGAUUAAGCCUGUUUGCAGUGACACAGUAAGAUUGAAGCGUAGUUAUCAAUAUAUUAGUCUUAAGUCUUAAAGGUCUAAAAUCGAAUAAUUUGAAUUUAAGGCCUGAAAUUUUCUUAAAAUGUCUUAAAUACAAAUUUGAAAGGUCUUAAAAAUUUCAGAUAAAGAUUGAUUUAAAGUUAGUUUAAAACGUUCAGAUUUCCCUUUAUGUCUGUUGUACUUUUUUCACCAGUAUGGAUGUAAAAUGGAUCCUAAAUUACAAUCAUUAUGGUCUUAAAUAGUCUUAAAUUUGACUUGUUGAAACCCUAAUUAUGGCCGACUGUGUCAAAGGCAUACUGCUGUUAUUUUAUCAGACAGUCAAAACAAAGCCAUGGUGGUACCUCAUGGAUGUGAGUCAGCAUUAAACGGUGAAUAAGGCGAUGGUUGAAAUGGAACUCCAUCUUUUAGAUAAACUCUAAUUUUACUUUUUGCAAUAGUUUGUUCAAUUUAGUUCAAGGACAGAGAAAAAAAUCACAUUUUAGACAAAACAGGUGGAAAUGUUUCACUUGAAAUAACAGCAGUGAAGUUUUGCAGCGAGUGGAUCAUCGGGUUUAUUGUUUGUGACAUUAGUAAUCAUGUCGCCUUCUCCACCUCGACACCAGUGAGCGUCAUCACUACUUACCUCACAGUGGUGGAGUAACAAGAGAGUCCUACAUGCAGCAUCUUAAAAUAGAAAGAGAAAGGCUUCCACAGUUCACUCACGGUCCCGACUGGGAUGUGACUCAGUAGAAAAUCUCGUCUCAACAGCGGGUUCAGAUUACAGCUCUGAUUGGAAACAGCUUCGAUAUGAGAGCGAAGAAUCUUCCUCCCAACGCGCCGGAGGACGUAAACGAAGACUCAGUUUGAGGCUGAGCGUAAUUUCAGCUUUUUUAGUGGCUUUUACAUUGAUUAAUCCAAAAUCAAGUGAUUAUAAACACAAUGGAGAAAAGGAGGAGAUGAUAGUAAUUGGUGUGGUGUAGACUCUGAGACACCGCUGUGAUUCGCUCAUUAUCUCAAAUCCUCCAAAAGUUACAGCUCCUCUACUUCUGUGUUUGGUUCUGGUUUGAGUUUCUGGCAGCGGAGAGUCAGAGUUUGGCACCAAACACUGAUAAAAACAGGUUUGAUGGUUUGCAGAUCAUUUAAUUUGGCUGAAAAUAAAGCAGAGACAACAUAUCAGAUGGUGAAACUUCAAAUUUGAUUCCAGAAACACAUUGGGAAAAAAAACUGAGACGGGGGCAUGUUUACCUUCAUGUUGCAUCAGCCCAUCUGUUGACAACUCUUCGGGAAGUGAAGAGGAGUGAAAUUGUGUCCCAGUCUUUCCAGUUGCGGGAUGAAAAUUAUAAUCUGUGACGCAAAAUUCUCGAGCGUUUCACAACGAGAUAUCACACAAUUUAACUCACAGUUUACCCGCGUAAAAAGAAGUAACAGCGGGGCUUUUCCAAUUAAAACACACCUUCAGCUGCACCUCUGACCCCCUCUCUCUCUCUCUACCCUAAUUAAAGGGAUAUUCCGGCAUAAAAUUAAUUUAGGGUCAAACACACCGUAACACAGAGUUGGACACCCCCUCGUGAGAUGAAUGUUGCCGACCGCUUGCUUCUCUAGUUAUACCAACUUUAGUAACCACCGCACGAUAGCAAUACACAGGAGUCUGAGGAGCCACAAACAAACCUCACGCUCUGGCAUCUGGAAAAAAUGUAACUCUUGCAAUCAGCCGCGGAGUGGCGAUCCACAGCGGAACAGGAAUAAGCCAGUGGAAAUAGACACAUUAACUUGAAUGGUUAUGAUCAGCUACGAUCAGAGGAUACGGCCUUUUCGUAGCCAAUGCAGUGGAAAUUGGGGGUUAGCGUCUCGGUAUAAUAAAUGUUCUUCCUUGAGCUGCGAAACUCCGCUGCACUCGGUUAUCAACUCGUCAGGGCUCCCCCACAAACAAGCGGCUGCUGGAGGAGGCAACAUUCAUCUCUUGAGGGGGGGGCCAACUCAGUGUUACGGUGUGUUUGACCCUAACUUAAUUUUUACGCCGGAAUAUCCUUUUAAGAGGUGAAAGUUUCUAAUCUGUACAAACUUCACCAGUAUCACAAAGAAUAAGGAACACCGUGUACCAAUCCUUUUUCAGGCUCUAUUGUCGUAUUUUGAUGGUCGCUUGGUUACAGCGUUUGUGCAGAUUAUCAUAGUAGUCUGUGUCUCAGGUGGACCAGGUCACAGGGAGUAAAUGGGGUUAAUACAGCUUCAUCGACAUUUAAGUUAAGGUGCAUAAUGAGUGUAAUGUUGAAACCCUUUAUACUUCAGCAGCGCUCAGUCCAUCUUUAAUCUAAGUACGCAGUGUCCAUCACGUUACAUUAAAGGCACUAUGAGGAGUUUUUAAUGGGUUCAGAAACAGACCGGAAACGGUGACGACGUCCAUGUCACUACUGAGCGUUAACAGCUCUGAGUGUUUUAUUUCCUCACAUAAAGAUUUAAAAUGUGAAGAAGGGAGUCAGUGUCCUUCUGCAGAUGUGCUGUAUAACCUUUUUGUGUGUUGUAGAAACAGCUUUAAUAUGUCAGCAUGGUCACACGCUAUACCACACGCUCGCACACUGAGAGGACAUUUAGCUGUCACUUUCUUUGUUUACCGCUCAGACUGCUGCCUUUUUCCUUUCCUCCCUCAGUCUGGAUGUUUCCUCACUUGUCUCCUUGUUUGUCUCAUUCCCUCCUCUCUUUAUCUCUCACUCAAUCUUUUUUUUUUUACUGCCUCGGCCCCGGUUUUCUCCACGCCUGUCACUUCAUCUAUCUCCUCUCUUUCAUCUGCCUCUCUUUUCUUAUCGCACCAACACUUUUGUUUGGAUUCUGUAACUCGUGCGCAGCUCCAACAUUUCCAACCGUUUAUGUCACUCUUCAGCUUUCUAAACAUCUCAGAUCCAGAUGAUUUAAAGCCACAUAUGGAAGGAAGAAAAGACGUCAGAGCGGGGGGAUCAUACUUCUAAAAUGUACAUUAUCGUGUUUUUUUCGCUGUGCGGUGAUAUUUUUAGCUGAAAUUUAGCAGCCGAACCUAAAUGUAUUAUUAUUUAAGGUGUCCUGUGACCCUCGAAGGGAUUAUUAAGGGGAUAAAAUAGAUUAAAUGGACGGCUUGAAGGGAAAUUGCAGCUGUGUUUGAUGUCCAAUUUGUGGACAAUGAGAAACAGAUGAUGCAAACAGCUGAAGGAGUGUUUACAGCCUCCGUGAAAAUGAGGAGUAAUAAUUCCAUCAGAGCUUUUCUUCAGUAUUGACCGACACUCUUGAUUUUCUUUCUUUUCAUUAAUCCUGUUGCUGUUUGUAUGUAACGUCCCGGUCAGCUGGUUCCUGGAGAAUCUUGCAUCCUUCUUGCACCUAUCAUGACCGCCCUGAUAAUGAAAUUCGAUUACAACUUCCUCCCACCGCAGGAUCCUUUCUCACUUAUCUCCCGUGUUCAGAUGCUCCCUGGCCUGAGGGAGGCAGCCUUAACAGCGUUCCUCCUCACCGGUGACUAACACCAGCUCUGAUUUCUUGAACGAUGUUCGGUGUAAAGAAACUCUUAAAUCUUCCCGUAUCAAAGUGUUUUCACUUCCAUUUAAGUUUACUUCAGAGCGAUAUGGGACGUGUCCUCGUGUGAUUAUGGACUGUGACGAGAGAGAAGGAGAUUAUGAGAUACUCCUGAUGUGGCCUAAUUUGGAGACAGUUCCUCGGUUCUGGAUCUCCACGGUUUUAAUCGGCGUUGAGAGAAGGAAGUUUGGAGAGUGAAAGAACUGGAGAACAAAAAAACUUCCAUUUGCUAUCGUACUCCUUUAGUUUAGUCUUUCCAGUUAGUGUGACAUGGAUCCGUGUGUUUCUUACAGGAGUUUUUCGAGAACCCAGCCUUCAGACCCGAUGGUUUGAAGCUGUACCCCACUCUCGUGAUCCGAGGCACGGGUCUGUACGAGCUGUGGAAGACUGGCCGUUACAAGAGCUACACACCCAGCGCCCUUGUGGACCUUGUUGCGCGGAUUCUGGCUCUGGUGCCGCCUUGGACUCGAGUCUACAGGGUUCAGAGGUAAGACGAUUGAGCCUCUGACAUGUCUGUGCUUCUUAAAUAUCCAUUUUUCAGCUGUUCAUUUAUCCUAAAACUGUCUUUCCCCAUCUUGCCGCCCUUUAGAGACAUCCCCAUGCCGUUAGUCAGCUCUGGAGUGGAGCACGGCAACCUGAGAGAGUUGGCUCUGGCCAGGAUGAAGGACAUGGGCACUGAGGUGAGACUCAAAGGUCUCUUCCACUAAACCGAAAGGGCCGGCAUCAGCUAAUUUUUGUGCAAGGAAGCUAAAACACAUUUCCAGCUGGGAGCGAUCCAAACAGUUCCCACUGAAGUCCACAAACAAAUGCUGACUGUCAGCACGGCAGCAUUCAGGAUCACUCGGCCAAGUCCUGGUUCAGACUCAGAUGUUAGUCAGUCUCUUGGAAAGUUCUGGAUAAACUGGUUCGGCUCUUAUGAUUGUGUCUGUUUACAGUGUCGAGAUGUGCGAACCCGUGAAGUGGGCAUCCAGGAGAUUCAUCACAAAGUCCGACCGUACCAGGUAAUCCAGGUUGAUUGGCUUCAAACGAGUUAGAGGCUCUUGGGUAAAGUGUGAGUGAGUCCAUCUUUGCAGCCUCUCCCCUCACUCUCGAUCGUUCCUCUGUGCAGGUGGAGCUGGUGCGUAGAGACUAUGUAGCGAACGGCGGCUGGGAGACUUUCCUGUCCUACGAAGAUCCAGAGCAGGACAUCCUGAUCGGCCUGCUGCGUUUGCGCCGCUGCUCGCCGCAGUCCUUCCGUCCGGAGCUGAAAGGAGACGUGUCCAUCGUUCGAGAGUUGCACGUUUACGGCAGCGUCGUUCCCGUCAGCAGCCGAGAUCCCAGCAAGUUCCAACAUCAGGUACAGAAGUUUGACUCUCACACCCAGACUCACGAAUUUAUUAUUCGGACUAUUCGACUUUAAACGUGUUUGUUUCUUCCUCUCCUCUUUUAGGGUUUUGGUAUGAUGCUGAUGGAGGAGGCGGCGAGGAUCGCAAGAGAGGAACACGGCUCGAGUAAACUGGCUGUAAUCUCAGGUGAGGAAAAGAUAAUCUCCUGGAUCAAGUUCAGGUUUUUCCGAGCCCAUCCCAGCAGAUUCACAGACUGAUUUUUUUCCUCAGAAGCAGAAAUUUCCUCAGGUGUCUGUUAUCUUCUACUGAGCGCCUUGUUUUCUCGUGUGUGUUUACAGGUGUAGGAACGAGGAACUACUACAGGAAGAUGGGCUACGAGCUGGAGGGGCCGUAUAUGGUGAAGAACCUGUACGACCCUCAAAUGGACUGAACACGGACAAUGUAUUUGUACAAAAACACGCACAAAAAAGUAUUAUUUAUCAUCAUCAUAUUCUCAGGAUAACCGUGACAGGAUAGAGGUCGGUGUAUCUAAACCACGUCAGCCGACAUCCUCCAGAUGAGACCGUUUCUACUCACAUGUGCCACAUACUUCUCUGUGAACAUCCAAUUCAAAUCUCUACAUGUUAAUUUUGGAGGUCUGGGAUAAAAAACCGGUGCAGCAUCAGUCUGAGUUAAUCGUGUUUUUUUUAAAAAGCAUUCAUAUCAGGUUGGCAGAGGAUGAAUGAACUGUGGGAAGUGUCCUAGCUGGGCGGCUGCUGUUGUGUAAUUGCACAAUUUGAAUUUAUAGGGCAGGAAAUUGAAUAUUAGCGUUACAUAAAUUGGUUUUAAAGCCUCGCAGUUAAUCCUGUUUCUUGUUUUUCUGUCAUGCAUCUUUGGUUUUCUGCUUAAACACAUCGUUUGAGCGCUUUUCGCACGGAAAGAAUAAAGUAUAUUUCGUUUACUACUUCCAUCCUGCUUUGUAGGACCAGAUCUUGGUGUUGCAGAAAUCUUUGAAUGAUUAAACCUCGAUGAUGAAGAAGCCACAAAGGUUUCAGCCUUCACAGAAAUGCCACGCUCAGGGGAGACUACUUUAAUGUAUUCCCAGGUGUCAAGGGUGCCAGCCCUCACGGGGGACCCCUGAUGAUUGCCCUGCGAGAGUGUUUUACUGGCUCAUUUGACACGGCCUUUCCAAUUACGUCUCUAUCAGUUACCUGUCUAUUGAGCAUUGACUGAGUGCGGCGUUCACCCGCACUAUUACUGGAAAGGGUUUGUCAUUUGAAAAAUAGUUGGCAAUAAAGCCCAAGAGGCUUAUACCCCGACCUAUGUCUCAUAUAGAUUCCAACUCCACGGGGCGAUUGAAGCUGAACGGCCAUGCGUAAUUUCCUGGAUGCAGCCCCCUGUGUCGUGACUCUGCUGUGUGUUGGUGUUGCAGUCCCCCUGACGCAGUGAGGAAUAGGCCAUAUUCAGGCUUUCUCUCCACGCUCGCUCACUCACGCUAUCAGAUGUGAAAUCUAAAAGGACUUUCCCUCGCUCGCAUUCGCUGAGUCUGUGCCGGGCUGAUUCAUGCUGUAGAGGCGGCAGAGUUUUUGGUCUAAUCUUCACUGCAACAUGAGAAGAAGUGGAGCAAGUUCAGUCGGCUUUCCCGGAUAGGCUUGUCAAAAACCCACUAAAGGGAAAGGACAGAGGAGGGCACGGUGUUGAUGCUCGUAUUUAGUACGGUUCUCCCUCAAAGGAAUCCAUGAUCCACAAGUUGAGGAGCAGGAUUCGAUAAAAGAUGUUAUUAUAGAUAAAUAAAAUCCAAGAUAUCCCAAGAAGUCUUCACUUUUUUUGCAGCUAACAUCUGAAUCGAUUCUUGACUUUGAAACCAGUUUUAAUUCAUGGCAAACUUGAUGAUGAAGGUCCUGAUUACACAGCUCCCCCUUUAAAAGAAAAGUAUUCAAUCAUGUAAAUAAAGAGUGUACAAAUGUUGCAGGAAAAAAGGUUUUAUUUUGAGUAACAACAGAUGAUCAUGUUUAAAGUUCAUUUUUAUCUUGUAUUGGAAGAAUUAAAGAUAUAAACUGAAGGUGGGGUCUCUUGCAAGGUCUCCACAAGUCUGUUGGGGUUCGGUGCAGGCUGGAGGGUCCACAUAAGGUCUGAUUCAAUCAUUAUCAGCCGGACUCUUAAAUGCAUGUUGUAGCUUUCAGCAGCAGAAACUCGGAUCAUCCAGAUUUUUGGGGAAAUCAAUUCAGGAAUUCACUUUCACGUCUGCAGGGAGUUUCAGCUGGUUGUGAGGAGACUGAAAUAAACAAUGUCUUUGUGUCCUGGAA